Messenger RNA from Saccostrea cuccullata (small rock oyster), 3067 nucleotides. Its product is annotated as zygotic DNA replication licensing factor mcm3-like. NCBI's taxonomy places the organism in Eukaryota, Metazoa, Mollusca, Bivalvia, Ostreida, Ostreidae. Gene Ontology annotation, molecular function: ATP binding; single-stranded DNA helicase activity; ATP hydrolysis activity. The record is from RefSeq and is a predicted model, not a curated record. Gene Ontology annotation, cellular component: nucleus; MCM complex. The transcript is spliced from 20 exons. The coding region runs from base 66 to 2555 and encodes 829 amino acids. Gene Ontology annotation, biological process: DNA strand elongation involved in DNA replication; DNA replication; double-strand break repair via break-induced replication.
ACGGCGCGAAGUAAGCACAUUGUCAACAAAGCAGGGAGGGAAAGAGAGAGAAAGACAGAGAAAUCAUGGCAACAGAUAUUGAUCAGCGCUUGAUUGAUAUUCAGAGAGAGUAUGUUGAUUUCCUUGAUGAUGGGGAAGACCAGGGCAUCUACCAGCAGAAGGUCAGGGACAUGAUCACUGAUGAUAAAUGUAGACUUGUAGUGAACAUCAAUGAUCUCCGAAAGAAAAAUCCUAAAAGGGCACAAAGCUUGCUGAAUGACUCAUUUGAAGAGCUUGUGGCUUUUCAGAAAGCAUUAAAAGAAUUUGUGGCUUCAGCAGACCCAGUAUACAGCAAACAACAUGAGGAAUUUUUCAUUGGAUUCGAGGGAAGCUUCGGUGCAAAACAUGUGACUCCAAGAACAAUGACAUCCAGUUACCUUGGCAACAUGGUCUGUUUGGAAGGAAUAGUCACUAAAUGUUCCUUGAUCCGCCCAAAGGUGGUGAGAAGUGUGCAUUUUUGCCCAGCCACAAAGAAAACGAUGGAGAGACGAUACACUGACUUGACAUCUCUGGAUGCCUUCCCAAGUGCUGCAGCUUACCCUACCAAGGAUGAGGAGGGUAACCUUCUGGAGACGGAGUAUGGAUUGUCAGCUUACAAGGACCACCAGACAUUCAGUAUUCAGGAGAUGCCGGAGAAAGCCCCCGCUGGACAGCUCCCGCGCUCAGUGGACAUCGUAGCCGACAACGAUCUGGUGGACGCUUGUAAGCCAGGGGACAGAGUUCAGGUGAUAGGCAUGUACAGGUGUAUGCCUGGUAAAAGGAAUGGAUUUACAACAGGUACAUUCAGAACUAUUCUGAUUGCUAACAAUAUUCAGCUUUUGAGUAAAGAAGUUACACCAUCGUUUUCUGCAGAAGAUGUUUCCAAGAUCAAAAAGUUUGGUAAACAAAAGAACGUGGAUGUAUUUGAUGUUUUGGGACGAUCCUUGGCACCCUCCAUCCAUGGCCAUGAGUACAUCAAGAAAGCUGUUCUCUGUAUGUUACUGGGAGGAACAGAGAAAGUAUUGGCUAAUGGUUCCAGAAUAAGAGGCGACAUCAAUGUGUUAUUGAUUGGGGAUCCUUCUGUUGCUAAAUCCCAGAUGCUGCGGUAUGUUCUACACACAGCACCGAGAGCCAUACCCACCACUGGAAGAGGCUCCUCGGGGGUCGGUCUCACUGCAGCGGUCACCACUGACCAAGAAACAGGAGAGAGACGUCUUGAAGCAGGAGCCAUGGUUUUGGCUGACAGAGGGGUGGUGUGUAUUGACGAGUUUGAUAAAAUGUCUGACAUUGAUCGUACCGCUAUACAUGAGGUGAUGGAGCAGGGACGAGUCACGAUUGCCAAGGCUGGGAUACAUGCCAAACUGAAUGCCAGAUGUAGUGUGCUGGCUGCCGCUAAUCCUGUCUAUGGAAGAUAUGAUCAGUACAAGACUCCAAUGGAGAACAUAGGUCUUCAAGACUCCUUACUCUCACGUUUUGAUCUUCUAUUCAUUGUCCUUGAUAAGAUGGACCCUGAACAUGACCGUAUGAUUUCUGACCAUGUGUUGAGGAUGCACCAGUACCGUGCCCCUGGGGAGCAGGAUGGAGAGGUACUACCAUUUGGAAGUAAUGUUGAGAUUUUGGCGACAUCUGACCCAAAUGAAGAUCGUGAGGAUACAGAAACACCAAUUUAUGAAAAACAUAACAAGACAUUGCAUGGACCUAGUAAAGGCAAAAAGGAUAAGAUUGUGAGCAUGCCCUUCAUGAGGAAAUACAUACAUGUGGCCAAGGCCCUGAAACCAAACCUGACCCGGGAAGCUGCUGAACACAUAGCAGAGGAGUACGCCAAGCUCCGCAGUCAGGAUAACAUGCAGAAUGACAACAUAGCCAGGACCACGCCUGUGACCGCCCGUACCCUGGAGACAAUGAUUCGAUUGUCCACAGCUCAUGCCAAGUGUAGACUGUCUAAAACAGUGGACUUAGAAGAUGCCCAGGCGGCUAUUGAACUUAUACAGUUUGCUUACUUUAAAAAGGUGUUGGAGAAGAAGAAGAAAAGAAGACACAAUUCUGAGGGGGACACAGAAGGGGAGAGCAGCCAGGACGAGGCACAGGAUGAAGUGGAUGGAGAGGUCCCCAAGAAAAAGAAACAGAGGAGAGCAGCCACUGAAAAGCACAUACCAAGAAAGGAAGGCGAUGAGGGCUAUGAUCCAUACGACUUUGAUGAGAGUGAAGCAACAGCUAGUGAAGAUGAGUCUCAGCCUAAGAAAACCUCCAGAAAGAAGAAAGGGAAGGCAUCUCAAGAGGAGUCAAUGGACACUGAUGCCCCUCCAGCAAAGGGAACCGCUGAUAUUGAUGAGAAAAAGAUGAAAAACUUCAGAACGUCAUUGUUAAACCUCUUCAAAUCGGAGCAUGCCCAAUCUGUGUCACUUGAAAAGGUUAAAGGCCAAAUAUCCAAAGACUAUGGUGAUGAAUACUCUGAGGAUGAAAUAUUUGGAGCAAUCAACAAAAUGAUGGAAGCCAAUCAAGUCAUGCUGGCAGAUGAUGUCGUCUUCUUAAUCUGAUCUAAGACAAUACUUCUAAAAUCUAAUUAUUGGUUAAUUCAAACUAUGUUUCCUUCAGAUAUUUGUGGUAGUGCAAGAAAAAAAAAGUGCUGUGAUCUUUUACGUAGACUGUAAGGUACAUAAAUCAUUUUCUUUAUUUAAAAAAAAAUGAUAAAUAAUGUAACAGGAUUACUGCAGGGAUGCAUAAGAUGAGAAAACAUUUUCCAUAAAAAGUUAAUAUUUAUAUUUCUCCCUGAAUUUGAAAUAUAACAACUUUAAAAUAUGUACAGUACUCACCAAAAACAUACAUAUGUAAUUGCAUUUGAGAGGAUGGUAUUUCCUAUGUACAUGUAUUCUUGUAAUUCUGAAAUUGCACUGGUUUACCAAGUAAAAUAAUCUACACAUGUGACAUUCGAGAUCAGUUUAGAAAUGAUCAUUAAAAAUACCUAUUAUAAAUACCUAUUAUAAAUACCUGGUUUUGAAUUACAUUGAUGUGUAUGCAUGCAAUGUACAUGUUUUUGUACAAAGUAAAC